Molecule: messenger RNA, 1350 nt
Organism: Vespula pensylvanica (western yellowjacket)
Lineage: Eukaryota; Metazoa; Arthropoda; Insecta; Hymenoptera; Vespidae
Product: KICSTOR subunit 2-like
Biological process (GO): negative regulation of TORC1 signaling; cellular response to glucose starvation; protein localization to lysosome
Cellular component (GO): KICSTOR complex
Source: RefSeq, a predicted model, not a curated record
AUGAACAAGCGAAAAAUAGAUCAUGAAGAGGAAUUUCUAAAUAAUUUUUUUACUCAAGUUAAACAAUUGUGCUCCGAUAAAACAAAAGGACUUGAGAAGGAAUAAGAGACAUGCAAGCAAAUACAUAUCGGUCCAUGGGGAAUAUUGUUGAUUACAUUACCACAAAUAGCAUUUACAAAGCGCUAUUGCAUAGCUCUUGGUUUUAUCAGAAAGAAAGAUUUCCUGAGAAAAGAUAAUUCCUUAAGAACCGUCCAUAAGCCAUCAAAAUUAGAUCUUCGAAGAUUAGAAGAAAUGACAAGAAGAAUGAAUGCCAUCCGUACUAUAGUACCAGAGGUUUCUAUUCAACUUUCAGUUCAUUCACAAUUCACUUUCAAUUAACAAUUCAUUUUGGUAAGGAUCCAGUUGAUAGAUUUCUAUGAAAAAAUUCACAGUAUGACCGUUAGCAACAAAGUAAUGAAAUAUGAAGAAUUAUUACAAUUUAUUAAUACAAUACUACAAGCACAUUCUUUGUCUUCUUCUCAUUUGGCACUAACGGCUAUAAAAAUAACUUUAUUUAUUAGUUUCGAAUGUGAAAUAUUGGUUCAACUAACAGAAGCGCAUAUAGAAAUACAACACUGGAGAUUUUUACCUACUUUUAUAGCACUUUUUGGAGCACAGACACGAAUGUCAGGAUGGGAAAGAACUUUACAAAGCAAAAAGGUUUAUACUUCUAAUCAUGGAAAUCAUGGCUUUGGCGCUACAUUUCUUAAAGCUAAUCAACAGCCAGCAUUGUAUCAAUGGUUAGUAAAAUUAAAAAAUGCCAUAUUAGCAAAAUGUUCAUUAUAUUUUCAUACAACACUGAGCCAACAAGCUACUCCAGGAGAAAUGAGAAGUAUAAUGAGUAAACAAAGUGUGGAUUAUUAUCACAAAAUUCAAAGUUUUCAACGUAAACACGAUGUAGUAGCUGUUUUAAUAGUAUUCGAUUCUAGAGGAAUGAAAGAUUCAGGACCAGGUUACAGGCAUUCCGGUAGGAAAUCUGAAGUAUCCGAAGAGUUCACAGUUAUUGUUAGUUGUCCAUAUGCAUUUACUCAAAAACCAUUGAUCCAUUGGGAUAAUAUACAAAACAAAAUAAGAGAACGUUAUGCAGAACUUCUUACUAUGGAUAAAAUAAUUUAUGCUAAGAGUUUAAGGGAUUUAUGUACAUAUGCACUGUAUAAUAUGGAUCCCAAAAUGACUUUAGUGACUAUAUAUGAGACUGAGAAACAGAAAGACAAAGAAAGACAUGUCUCUACAUUUAUGUCCAAUAUGUGUACACAAAUCAAAUGCAACAAAAUUCAUGAAUCUUUGAAAUUGGCGAAAUAAGAAAAAUAA